AGAGGUAUUCAUAUCUGACCGCUUCAAAUUGCAGUGUGUGUGAACUAAUUACAAACAGUUGGACAGUGCUUGAGUACUACGCAAACUGCACCAAUGUCGGAAGAUCCUAUUUCAUUUUUUGGGAGAAACUGCGAAUAUUCAUACUGCAGCAAAAGCAUUUUGGGCGUGGGCGGCUUUGGUUCGGUAUACAAAGCAACGAUCACACAGCAUGGUCAUUUCGAUGUGGGCGAAUUGGCAGUUAAAGUUUGUAAAUUUUCCAUGGCGGAAAACUGGCAAAAGUGGCGUGACCGAUGGAAUACACUGGUCAGGUUGAAGCAUCCCCAUUUAAUUAGAUAUCAUAAAAUCUCUGUUAAUGAACCAUCCAAAGCACCUGUCGUCGAAUAUUUAAUGGAUUAUUGCAGUGGUGGUGACCUGGAAAUGCAUCUGAGUGAGAAGAAGACGGAAGUCAAAAAGAACUGUUCCUCAUCCUUUGACGAAACGACAGCCAUGUGUUAUGCUGUGCAGAUCAUUAAGGGCGUCAGGUUUUUACAUAAGAACAGCAUUAUGCACGGAGACCUGAAACCCGCGAACGUUUUGGUCAAAUACAGAAGCGAUAUACUUCCGCAUUUGCUGAUCGGUGACCUUGAUGGCCUCAUCCAAAUGGAAAAUAGUAUUGCAUCCCGUAGUAUCGACAAUCUCUGUGGAACUCUCCGGUACAUGUCACCCGAACUGCUUAAGCGAUUGGUUUAUGCGGAAGUCUGCAGCCUUGGGAGGAAGUCAGAUAUCUGGAGCCUCGGCUGUGUCAUUCACGACCUAGUCAACUGCUGCUUUGCAAUAGAAAACAAAGUCCUUGUAAAAGAGCCGGACUCCGUUGAGGUGAACAGCCGUCUUACCAGCUACACAUACGCAGCGAAGAUCAUUGAGGGCUACGUUCCGCUAAUUAGGGCAACCGCGUCCCCUUUGAGAGACAUUGCAAUAAAGUGCUUGCAAGUUAACAGCGCAGCUCGAGAAUCUGCUGCUGGAUUACUGAAAAUUAGUAAGAGCCAACGCUUGGACAUUUGCAACGAAUGCCGCGUUUGUGGAAGACAAACCGCAUCGGAAAAACAUGGCACAGACACAGUGGGUGGAUCCACAUGUUACACAGCUUCCAAACCGAAGGCAUUGAGCCAAUUCCAAAAACCCGGAAGGGAAGUGGAAAAUUCACAGGUUACAGCAGUGCCGGUGGCAUCAGCAAGUAACGCCGCAGUCCAUCUGGUUUCAGGAUCUAUAAAUAAAUCAAAACUGAACCCAGACCAUACCCGGAACGAAACGGUACAAAUGGUCUGCCAGGUAACGGUUCGUGGAGGGAUGUUCAAUAUGCAUGCUACACUAUGCUGCCUUAACGUAUGGCUCUCCAUUUUUCUCCUAUUAAUGAUGGGCUUUUUUCUGCCUCAAUUACUGCUGACCAGUCAACAGUUUUUUGGAGAAUCCAAAGAAUCCUUUAAGCAGCACUUUCCCAUCUCUAGUUUACCACUGGAUUUUCGGAGUCAAUAUAGAAAUUCAGCCAAUUUAAUUGUUCCAUACGAGCUGUUGAGUAAUAAGAAAAAUAUCGCACCAGCCGAUCGCAUUCCGCUGAUCCAAGAAGUCAUACAGGAAGAAAAUAAAGAACCCCGGCGACGAGGCAAACGCAAACGCUGCGAAAAUGAACUGGGAAACUUAACGGAAUGCACAAAAUUUGUCAUAUGGAAGAUAAGGAAAAUGUGCGCGCAGCUGGCGAAACCGAUUAAAGAUCGUGAUACAAAGGUCGCUUUCAUAAACUCAUUAAAACUGAAAAUCCGGCAGACAAGUUUAAUUGCAUUGGUGGGUCCAAUUGGAAGUGGAAGAAACACGUUUUUGCGGUUGUUUCUCAAGCGUAUGGAGCUCGGAAAAUCUAUAGAACAUGGUUCCGUAGAAAUUAUGAAGCCAGGUGACUUCCUUGACACCAUAGAAUUUCGAAGCUGGACAAUUGAAGAAAUACUGAAGGUUCUUGUUCUGAUGAUCUACAACGGAAUUCCUAAAGAUUUAAUUGUGUUCACUACGAAUGGUGUAAUCGAUUUGCCGGUGGUGUUAUUGCAGCUGCUGGGAAUUAGGAGCCCGUUGAUUGUUAUCAUGUCCAGCAAUGCCACGAAGCUGUGCGACGCGGUGUGCAGUCGACCAAAGUUAGGCUUCGUGCAGCUGGCGCAUGGCGUGUGUAUGGCACACCAAGUUGAAGAUUCUUGUUUGACCAGUGGCCAUCAGUUUGUCUACAACUGGGCGGCGUAUAAGAAGAUCAAAAACUUCCGUUUAGGAUUGCCGGUGACUCAUCACGAUGAUAUCAAACUGAUAACUAAAAUGCGAAGAGAUGCCGGUAUCCGUCCCUUCCAGUACAUAAUGGAGAGACUUCGUGCGACUCUCGCAAUUGGAGCAGCGAAUGACAGCAUCGUGGCUGCAGCCCUUUUUCGUUAUGUUUAUAUUUAUGAAAAGAAGUACCAGAGAGAUAGUUUGCAGUUCAUGUUGCAUGGUACUCUUGACGAUUUUGACUAAACAUCCAGUUCCCGCAACGAUGCUGCCGACUGCUGAUGCCGGAAACAUGGAGAUUGUAUAAUAUUAAGGAGGCUAGGUUGCUUCUGAUGGCCUUUUGGCUUCCUUCCACUCUGCUUCCGUACCUUAUUUUUUUUAUUUCGUUUGCACAAAGUGUUUUA
Molecule: messenger RNA, 2678 nt
Organism: Paramacrobiotus metropolitanus
Lineage: Eukaryota; Metazoa; Tardigrada; Eutardigrada; Parachela; Macrobiotidae
Exons: 2
Coding region: 94-2520 (808 amino acids)
Biological process (GO): peptidyl-serine phosphorylation; autophagy
Cellular component (GO): cytoplasm
Molecular function (GO): ATP binding; protein serine/threonine kinase activity
Source: RefSeq, a predicted model, not a curated record